AUGACCACCUUGCAUGGAAGCGCCCCGUCUCUUCGGAGACGUGCAAGGGGUUGCAUACCGCCGGAGGGAAGUCAUUUUAGGAGUUGCUUGAGUCUGGAGUUACAUCAUUGGAGGAGAGUAGGAGGUCAAUUGAUCAAAGAAGAUUCGUAUCCGAGUUCAGACAGUUCAGUCGAGAUGUCGGACGAGCUAGCUUCCACACUUGCUUCCAUUCAGGAGUUCAUGGCAGGGGCUUUUCCACCUGGGACUUCACAUGGCGUUCCAUUCCAUUUAUCAAAUCAUUGUGAGACGGCUCCACCACCUACUGUCACAGUGUCACCUCCCAUGGUUCCUACUAUUGAGGAUACUCGAUUAGCCGAGCAGGAGGCCAAGGUUGAGAGGCUUGAGUCCAUGAUGAGACAGAUCAGAUUGCAGGACGGAGGUUUGACUUGGGAUGAAAAAGACGGCAUACCGGCGGCUAGCUUGCCCGCCAAGUUUCGCAUGCCAGACAUUGAGCAUUACAGUGGGAUUGGUUGUCCCAAGAUCCACUUGAGACUAUACAGCACAGUCAUGAGGGCACAUGGUAUAGAUGAUGCGCAGUUGGUAGCCCUCUUCCCUAUGUCACUUAGUGGAGCAGCUCAGAGGUGGUUUGCUUCAGUUGAGCCUUCGAGACUCCGCACCUGGGGAGAUGUGGCUUGUGAGUUCCUGACCCAGUUCACUUUCAGUGCUGAUAUUGACGUAUCUAGACGAGAGUUGGAGGCCACCAGGCAAAGGCCAAAUGAGUCUAUUUCUUCUUUUGUCACUUGCUGGAGGGCAAAGGUGGCUGGUAUGAUAGACCGACUUAAGGAGCAGGAUCAAAUUGAUAUGGUUCUUCGGAACCUACAGCCGAGGUUCGCGAGACGUCUUGUGGGCGUCCCAUUUCAGGACCUCAAGAGUCUGGUUCAGGCAGCUUUUAGUGUUGAGGAGGUCAUCACUCGAGGAUUAUGGAUGGAUGCUACUCCUUCCCCUGACAGUAAAGGGAAGAAGCCGAUUGGAUCAUUUAGUAGAUCUGGAGAGGUUGGCGCUAUUAGCUAUCAGCAUCGGAGGCCCGCACAUCACUCGCCUUACAGACCUCCUCCAGUCAGGGCUCAUUUCCCUCAUCCACAGUAUCAGUAUCAGCCAGAUUAUGUUCAGGAGCCCUACAUUGCUCAAACUAGCAUGCAGCCACGACCACCGUAUCCGAGAGCCGCUACUCACCCGCCACCUAUACCAUAUGCACAAAGGCCAGCGAGACAGUUCACUCCCUUGGGCAUGACUUUGACUAGAGCUUUUGAGAAACUCAGAGAUGGUGGUUUGAUUAUUCCUUUGGCGCCACGCCCUUUACCACAUCCUAUUCCUCCACAUUUUCGCUCUCAUGAGCAUUGCUUGUAUCAUCAUAUUCAGGGACAUGAUACUGAGCGUUGUUCGGCACUCCAUCAUGCGAUACAAGACUUGAUCGAUUCGGGGUUGGUCAACUUGGUUGGGCCAAGUGUGACCACCAAUCCUCUACCUACGCAUUCUACACAUGCGGUUCCUCCUCCUCCUAGUCUUUAG
Molecule: messenger RNA, 1548 nt
Organism: Vitis riparia (riverbank grape)
Lineage: Eukaryota; Viridiplantae; Streptophyta; Magnoliopsida; Vitales; Vitaceae
Exons: 3
Coding region: 1-1548 (515 amino acids)
Source: RefSeq, a predicted model, not a curated record